CAUGCGGUGAGCUUUAGGUCGGUCGCCAUAUGCAGGUCCUAAUGCUCCAUGUAGCGUCGAGUACGGACAAGCGGGACCACGGAAUCGUAUAUGUGGAAAGCUUGCUAUUCGCAAAAGUCGUUCAUUGGAUUUUCUAGCUGUGAUUACCACUCCGAAGACGUUCUAUAGUUCAUGUGUGAUUUGGAUUUUGGAGUACAUCGCCUCAUCCACAGCUAAUAAGUGUUGCUCGUAUCUACACUGAUUGUGUGCCGUGAUUGCCCAGGUGGACUCUAUUGGAUACCGUAGAUACACCUGCUUCAAUUACAUGUGCUUUAUCCUUCUAUUGUUUACAAUGUGUAUAUGAUGUGGCUCUAAGACAUUGUGGCAGCACGACAAACUCUGGCCUCAUGGGAGAUGCUGAGUCCCAGCGAGGAUGACAAGCAAAGUGUAUGAAUUUCUCAAUGACUCCGGCGGUAACAACUUCACGGAAUCUGCCCCACGACCCCCAGUCCCCGGGGAGGAGAAUGAGCUUCAGUCAAAUGGGGGUAUGUCCACACAAAGCUCAGGCUCCCACAAAAGUCAUUUGUCCAACAAGAGUAACAGGAGUCAGUCGUCCACUAAAAGUACCAAAAGUGCCGCCUCGAACAAAGGGGAGGUAAGCCAUUCCCCAGCUGCAACGCCACGAAAAUCAAACCUUGAGAAAUCAAGCUGUACCUCUUCACAAAAACUGGACCAUGAAGAGAUGGAAGCUCCGGAAUGGCUAUGAGCCAGAAGGUAGUGCUGCCAAUUCCCCUCCCUUUACCGAGAACAGCACCCCACCCCACCUGAAAUGGGCUGAGAACUUGAACCACCUCCUGAGUGACAGCGAUGGAGUCCAGCUCUUCAAAGAGUACCUGGAUAAGGAGGGUGGCGGUGCGCUGGAAGUUGACUUCUGGUUCGCUUGUCAGGGACUCAAGCGCAAGAGUGCGCAGAGCACCAAUAUCCCUUCUCUGGUCAAGGCCAUCUACAAGCAUUUCGUACGCAAUGAUGGCGUGAGGUGUUUAUUGAAAGAAACGAAACAAGAAAUUUCGGACAAAAUCAACAAGAAAAUGGCAGUGGAUCAGUAUAUUUAUGACACAGCUGCUACGGAAGUUGAAUCUUAUAUGAGAGAUGUGACAUAUCCCGCGUUCUUGAACUCUGAUUUUUAUGUGCAAUAUGUUCAGUCAUACGGUGAUAGUCCAAAGUCCAGUCACUCCAGCGGCUCUAACAGUGCCAGGCCAAUGUCCCAGCCUGGUCCGCUGCCAUCGUUACCUGAGGACAAGGAACUAGAUACAGAUUCCAGCAAAUUCACCUCUAUGGGGCCACCCUUGUUUCAUAAAGUUCUCUCACAUAAGUCCUACCGCAGUGAUUCAUCUGGUGCUAAGAGGACAGAAACGAUAUCAGGCCCUUCAUCUAAACAGCAGUACCCACUGUAUUGUAAUUCUCGCCAUUCGUCCUACCCAAACCAUGUGUCGUACGCACCUGCCUCGGCUCAAGACAGCGAACUGCAGUCGCUCUCAAGUGACGCCCUGACUGACGACACAAUGUCAGUCACUGACAGCAGCAUUGAUGCAUCUCACUACAAUGUAAAGCGUCAGCGUAAAGCUAUGAAGACCAUGGCACAGCAGAACCGAGAACCGAACCUCAUGCUUCAUUCACAGUUUAUCCCUCGGACAGAAAGGGCUCCCAAAGAUCGCAAUAUUGCUGAGACUGACCCUCAACAGUUCGCACAAAUGUUGAUCGAGAGGAUGCAGUGUGUCCUUGAAGAACAGGAGGCAGGGGCCAAGGUUGAUGAGAAGUUGAGGUGCUUGAGUGAGGCUGAUGAAACGGCGGGAACUUCAAUGAUGAAGAAUACGACCGCCACCUCCAUCAUUCCAAUGAUGUCCACGUCUGCUGUGGAGGAGGAGACGGCUGAGAGUAUAUUAGAUCAACACUGUUCUCGGAUUUGGGCAAACUCGAACCACCAUACGCCAAGCCGGUCACCAGGUAGACAUUCACCUCGGAACAAAUCGCCUGACAGGCUUCGGUUAAAUAAAACUCUACCCGCUGGUGGUGUGUCCGGGCAUCGUAGCCGGAAACGGGAAAAUCGUGACUUUGUUGCAUCAUGUGAUAGUGGCGUUGGCGAUGAGAGUUGUAACAAAGGAACACAUCGUCAUAUACAUCACCAUCACCAUCAUCACCAUCCUCCUCGGGAGUUACGGACCAGUAAACAACAAAUGGAGUAUGAGGCGCAGAAAUACAGUAUGGCAUGUAUAGGUAGUGAUUUCCCCAAUAACGGUUCUCGGAGCUUCACGGAGUUCCAUCAUCGUGAGAUAGAGACUCGCGGAAGGUCAUCCAAAAAGAGUUGUGCAACUAGAAAAGGCUCUGAUGCAAGUAGUCAUAUUGACAGUGGAAUAAGCAUGGUGUUUGAUAAGGAUUCCUUACUACGUAUGCCGAUAGUGACCGGACCUAACGCUGAAAAGGUUAUGCAGUGGAUGAUGGACUCUGAACGUCAGCAGGAACCUGGCAUCGCCACCUGGAGGUAGACAAGGGAUCAUCACACAAGAACGCAUCGUCAUCGCCUCAACCAAUCAGCUGGUGCCUCAUUGCAAACACACAAACAAAGUUCCAAGAAGGUUGGGCACGGAACAAGUCGGUCUGCUUCUGUUGAAAGAAGCUCUCUGCUGUCAUGGACUCCGAUUGGCCAGUCUGCACAGAUCUUGCCCAAUCAACCAUUUGCGCAGGACUCAUCCAUGCCACUUCCCCAACCCCCGAACCCAACUACUCAGCUGGAAGAGGCUCGUCGCCGGUUAGAGGACCAAUCACGGACAUCUGCCAUGGCAGGCAGUGGCAAACGCGCAGAGGGCACAGUUCGAUCUUCUUCUGCAGGCCCAGUCAAAUCAAAAUCUUUCGCUGGAGUCACGUCCCGAGACAAGAGCAAAGUUGUCGUAUCCCAGAGUGCAUCCCAGAUGCGCACUAUGCCUUCUGCCAAAACUGUUCCCAGUGACUUGGACAUCUCAGGAGGGAGCCAGACUUUCGAGAGACCAAAGACCUACAGGAAACCCCGCCUGCACCUAACACAAGUAUGAACACUAGUACCUCCGCAGCUUCUUCAUCCAGC
Messenger RNA from Haliotis rubra (blacklip abalone), 3097 nucleotides. Its product is annotated as axin-1-like. Lineage: Eukaryota; Metazoa; Mollusca; Gastropoda; Lepetellida; Haliotidae. The transcript has 11 exons. The record is from RefSeq and is a predicted model, not a curated record. Bases 714 to 2522 code for a protein of 602 amino acids. Gene Ontology annotation, biological process: negative regulation of canonical Wnt signaling pathway.